GUCACACGAGGGUGCUGAGUGCAGUUGGGCGGGUUUUGUUGUGAAAACCUGGCAACCCUGCAUUUGGGCCUAUUAGUAAAGUCAAAAGUAGUAGGCCUACUCUACAAAAAGAUAGAGUUACGUUUAUUUGAGCCACCACAAAAUUACUGAGGCCCUAUUUAACCUAGUGGUUAACCGAGAUGACGGUUGCGAGCGCUUUUCAUUCAUGUCGGACUACGUUUGUCUAAAAGUUUGACAUAAAUACUAUUUUGAAAGUUUAAACACAAAUCAUUUGUGUUUGGUUGCGCGUGACGGACGUCAACAAAAGAUUCCACCGACCAUUUCCUGUAGGAAAGUUCUUUCAAACGUCAUCGAAUAAUUCGCAAACUGGUAAAAGCAGUAUGAACCGUGUACAGAGGAGCUUUUAAUGUUCAUAGGAGGCGGAUCCACUGGAUUGAGAUCGAGUCCGUCAAGUGCUCCUGCCCACCGAGCCAAAAUAUCCCUCUAGCAUUUCGCUCUUCACUUUCCUCUCGCCACUCUAAUGUCCUAGAACAAUAACAAUCGGGCAAAACGCACAUACGAGUCCUCUGAGCUCGUGGUCAUGUCGUUUGUGCUGCUGAAGCUGUUUUGCAGAGAGCGCUGAUGAGAAAUCGGACAUCAUCAGCAUCAUCCAGGAUGUCUCUGAUGUUUGGGAAAGCAAGAACUUGUAACAUUGUCACAGUUCCUGAGCAUGAGCCCUCGGAGUGUAACAUAGUGAUUUUGGGAGCUAUGGGAUCUGGAAAGUCAGCACUUACAGUGAAAUUCCUCACGAAGCGCUUCAUUAGUGAAUAUGACCCAAACCUUGAUACUUACUCUACAGAAGAAGUUGUGGACCAGCAGCCGGUUCUGGUUAAAGUGAUGGACACGGCUGAUCAGGAUGGACCAGUCAACUGUGAGCGCUAUUUAAGCUGGGCCAAUGCCUUCAUCGUUGUCUACAGCAUUGACAACCGGACCAGCUUUGAGGCCUGCCAGCAGUAUUUGGAGACUGUGACUCUUUACUCAAAAGGCCUGCAGCCAGAAGCUCCUCUCAUUCUUCUCGGCAACAAAGUGGACAUGGAGAGAUACAGACAGGUGAGUAAGGCCGAUGGUGUCGCUCUGGCCUUGCGGUUCAGCUGCCUGUUCUUUGAAGUUUCGGCCUGCUUGGACUUCCUGUCCGUUCAGCACGUCUUUCACGAAGCCAUUCGGGAAGUGAGGCGAGAAACAGAGAGGAGUAUCCGCCCGCUUUUCAUCAGUGAAGACCAGUCUGCGAUCAGCCUGUCCUCCGCCCCUCCGCUCACCGCCUGCUAUAAAGAGCUGCCCACCCCAGCCACCGCAAAACUGGUCACGGUCAAGUCCUCGAGAGCUCAGAGCAAACGCAGAGCCCCCACGCUUACACUGCUCAAGGGCUUCAAGAUCUUCUGAUGUAAGGACGCCCUCUUCUGUUAAUGGACAGGAAUGCUUGUUUGGAUGUCACAUCAGCUUAUUUAGCAUCAAAGCUAACAGAACCUGAAGGAUUGCAACAUCUCGCACAUACUUGAGAGUGCGGUAACUGUAUGAAAGUGGACAGAGCUAAUGAAUGUCUUUGAUAGCAUUUCUGAUUAUUCUGUUUUUGUUUCACUACUUUUUGCACCAGCAUUAUGCUUGUAUUUUAUUGUGGCAAAACCAAAUUCCACCUAAUAUAUUAAUUUCAGAGGA
Molecule: messenger RNA, 1692 nt
Organism: Carassius gibelio (silver crucian carp)
Lineage: Eukaryota; Metazoa; Chordata; Actinopteri; Cypriniformes; Cyprinidae
Gene: rasl12
Product: RAS-like, family 12
Exons: 6
Coding region: 622-1419 (265 amino acids)
Molecular function (GO): GTPase activity; GTP binding
Source: RefSeq, a predicted model, not a curated record